Messenger RNA from Exaiptasia diaphana, 1534 nucleotides. Its product is annotated as inositol monophosphatase 1. Gene Ontology annotation, molecular function: inositol monophosphate 1-phosphatase activity. NCBI's taxonomy places the organism in Eukaryota, Metazoa, Cnidaria, Anthozoa, Actiniaria, Aiptasiidae. The coding region runs from base 15 to 851 and encodes 278 amino acids. The record is from RefSeq and is a predicted model, not a curated record. Gene Ontology annotation, biological process: inositol metabolic process; signal transduction; phosphatidylinositol phosphate biosynthetic process. The transcript is spliced from 8 exons.
CUCUCCAUCUCAAAAUGGCGGACGAGGCGAUUCUCCAAGAAUACUUAGAAUCGGCUGUUGRCAUUGCGAGAAAAGCGGGAGAGGUUAUUAAUGAAGCUUUCCACAAGGACAAGACAAUAUCAACGAAGACUGCUUUAACAGAUUUGGUGACGGAAACAGAUCAAAAUGUGGAAAAGCUUAUCAUUGGGACACUCAAAGAUAAAUACCCUACACACAGUUUYAUAGGUGAAGAGUCUGUCUCAGCUGGCGAGCCAUGUAARCUUACAGACAAUCCCACAUGGAUCAUUGACCCAAUUGAUGGAACUACCAACUUUAUUCAUAGGUAUUCAUUUGUAUGUGUUAGCAUUGGCUUAGCUAUAAACAAAGAGGUGCAAGUUGGUUUAGUGUACAAUAGUGUAUUGAAUGAAAUGUACACAGCCAUCAAAGGUAAAGGUGCAUAUCUAAAUGGAAAGAAAAUCACAGCAAGCAAGGAAACAGAGCUUGGUAGAUCUCUAAUCAUCACAGAGUUAGGCUCAAAUCGCUCRAAGGAAAGGUUAGAUGUCGUAAUGAAGAACUUAAGAACAAUAGCUGAAGAACCAAAUGCAAUUCAUGGUGUUCGUAUAGGAGGCUCUGCAGCCUGUAAUCUCUGUGCUGUGGCYCGUGGAGCUGCGGAUGGGUAUUUCCAGUUUGGUAUCCACGUAUGGGACAUUGCUGCUGGUUUGUUGAUAGUUUCAGAGGCUGGAGGUGUUGUUUGUAAUCCCAAAGGUGGACCUUUAAAUAUGAUGUCUCGUAUGAUUCUUGCUGCUGGUACAGAUGUCUUGGCAGACUCAUUAAUACAGCAAAUUGUACCCAUUGAAUAUCCAUCAGAUUGAAGACUGCAUUAUAUAAUGGCUGAACUGAAGACCAGUAAAUACUGUCAAGAUUAUUGUUCUUUUUAUUUAGUUAGAUACUCAUUUAUUUAUUUGUCUUUUCGUGUAUAUUAGUUUUAAUGAGAAGAAUAAUUGCUUUAUGUUCUUAAGUGCCACAAGGCGUGAAGAAGUUAGAUAUUUUUAUCAAAGAUUAUCCAUAAACUAAUAGGAUGUGGAGCAUGUAUAAGAGAGAUACCAUUACCUUUGCCACAAUCUUAAACAGAGGUUUUGAGAAUUAAUGCACCAAUAAGUGCUAUAAAUUCAACAGAAAUUGUGCUCUCCAUCCUCUACUCAUCUAAAUCACAUUCGCUAGCUUCUAAAUUACAUCCAGMAAUGUAUGUGUGAUCUCCUACGUGCAACUAUGGACUUGGCAAUAUUCAGCAAUAUUACAACAAUUCUUUGUACAUAAAUAUAAUUCCAUAAUUUAUCAGUCUAGCAGUGCUAGCUGUGGAUGGAUAAUGUCCAACACAAAAUACAGUCUAUAUUAUUAUAUGAUUUUGGAAUUAAAUUUUAAUUUUAUUCGACAGUAUUAUUACAAUUGAAAUUAUUUUAUAGGUGAUAGGCUGUUAUGCGUAAAUAGUUAUUUAAUCAAGCAUUUGUACAUAUAGGAUUACAAUAAGUAUUGUGAAUAAAGAGUAUUGUUGGGA